Molecule: messenger RNA, 1998 nt
Organism: Penicillium lagena
Lineage: Eukaryota; Fungi; Ascomycota; Eurotiomycetes; Eurotiales; Aspergillaceae
Product: nuclear export protein Noc3
Exons: 2
Coding region: 1-1998 (665 amino acids)
Biological process (GO): DNA replication initiation
Cellular component (GO): nucleolus
Molecular function (GO): chromatin binding
Source: RefSeq, a predicted model, not a curated record
AUGGCGCGCGGUCCGGCUGUUAAAAGGAGACGUCUCAGUCCUCCUGGUGACGAGGAAAAAUCAUCACAAAACACCGACGAUUUCCACACCCGCGCCAGCGAGUGGGAUCUCGAGCAGGAUUACGAACGCCGCCCGCGCAAGACGAACAAGAAAGACAACGAGCGAACUCGACUUCCGAUCAAGACCUCCGAGGGCUUUGUGCACAAUGUGGCCGAACAGGAAGACCCCGCGGAAGAGACUGACAGCUUUCUCGGCACGGAUGACGACGAGAUGGAGGAUGCAUCUGGAAACGAGGAUGAGCCCGAGGAGGUCAAACCCAAGAUCCCAUUAAAGGUACAGAUUGUGCAGGCCAAGGAAGAACUCGCACGCCUGGCAACUCUCAUCAAUGAGGAUCCGGAGGAGCAUAUCGCGCUGUUCAAGACCAUGGCGGAGAUGGUGGAGAAGGAGGACUCGCCGGUCACUGUGAAAAAACUGGCUCUGGCAGCCCAGGGAGCGGUCUACAAGGAUGUUAUUCCGGGCUAUCGCAUUCGUCCACUCAGUGAAGAAGACAUGACGGCAAAGGUUUCGAAGGAUGUGCGAAAAUUGCGGAACUUCGAGCAGUCUCUGGUGUCGGGAUAUAAGGCCUACGUCCAAAAGCUGGCGGUGCUCACCAAGCCAGCCAAGGGCGAAAAUGCCGGUGUAGAUGCUGGGUUGAAGAGCAUCGCCAUCAACUGCGCUUGCAACAUGCUCUUGGCUGUGCCGCAUUUCAAUUUUCGCAGUGAGCUGCUCAAGAUCAUCGUGAACCGCCUCGCCAGAAGGCAGGUGGAUGCCGAUUUUGUCAAGUGCCGUGAGACUCUGGAGGAGGUUUUCCACAAGGAUUCCGAUGGAGUUGUCUCACUCGAAGCGGUCCGCCUCCUUGCCAAGAUGUUGAAAGCUCGAGACUUCCGCAUCCACGAGAGCGUCCUGGACACUUUUCUUCAUCUGCGUUUGCUCGGUGAGUUUUCCAUGAAAGGCUCGCAAGACCGGGUCGAUCGCGAGACGGAAGAAACCACCGGCGGCAAGAAGCAGAAACAGAAACGAGAAUUCCGGACGAAGCGAGAGCGCAAGGUCGAAAAGGAGCGCAAGGUGGUGGAGAAGGACAUGAAGCAGGCAGAUGCACUGGUUUCGCACGAAGAGAGGGAGAAGAAUCAAGCUGAGACGUUGAAACUGGUGUUUGGUGUCUACUUCCGCAUCCUGAAAGCACGCAUUCCGACUCUGAUGGGACCAGUGCUGGAGGGGUUGGCCAAAUACGCGCGUCUGAUCAACCAAGACUUUUUCGGUGAUCUCCUCGAGGCCCUGAAGGAUCUUAUUGGACAUGCAGAACGCACCGAAAUGGGCGAAGAUGUCGACGACGAAGCCGAAGAAGACAGCACCGAGGUCUCCGAAACCGCCGCGCGAGAUGCUCGCCGUGCAAUCCUCCUUUGCACCGUGACUGCGUUUGCCUUGCUCGAAGGCCAAGAUGCCAGCAAAGCCGCGGCAACCCUCCACCUAGACCUCAGCUUCUUCAUCAAGCAUCUCUACCGAUCCCUGUACGCCCUCUCCACAAACCCUGAAGUCGAAUUCAACCCCAACACCGCUCUCCGGCUUCCGGAUCCGAAUGCUUCGGAAGACCAGACACAGCCUCGCUCAAAGAACAAAGUCAACUUCCAGACACCUAUGGUUCUUCUCCUGCGGUGCCUGCAGUCCACUCUCAUAUCCCGCGCCCAUGGCCUCCCCCGGCGACUGCCUGAGAAAUCAGCCAUCGCUACCCUCGCCCUAAUGAGCCAGGUCUCAAAGCACAAUGCCCGCCGCAUCUCGUCACUGUGGCAUACGGAAGAGCGCAAGGGGGACGGCGUGUUCAAUGCCUUCGCCACAGAUGUGGACGCGACGAAUGUCUUCGCUGGAUCAGUGUGGGAAGGCGAGUUGUUGCGCCAGCAUUACUGCCCGCAGGUGCGCGAUGCUGCGUUAGAGAUUGAGAAGAUCCUGGCGACCUCUAAGUAA